CUUCUUCGAUUUGAAAAGAUUGUUGAAAUGGCUAAACUGAGCGUUUUCUUAGGUUUCUCCAUCAUUUUCGGCUGGACAACUGGAGAAAUUCAACACGUUCGCUUUUACGAGGCUAGUUCGACAUGCAACUCUUUGCCAAUUGCAACAAUUUAUGAGUCAACCAACAAUGUCAACAGCAGCACAUUUGCCUCCAUGAGUUUGCAGGGGAUGUGGCAAAUUUGGUCGUGUCCUUCGCCCAACUUCAAUUGUGGGAGUCCAGUCUCAACUUAUAUUGUCAAUUGCAGUCCCACUCCGUUCUGUAUUGGAAGGGCGGCUUCUGUUUUAUACAACUUUCGGAUGGUGGGGGACUCGUAUCAAAGGUCGCCAGAAAUACAUCUCUACUCCUCCAGAGAGUUUGCUGGUCAGGUCGUGAAGGUGACAAGGUCGACAAGUUGGAGCCACGCCCCCCUCGUUCACCCUUCUUCGCCCAUCCCCUCGUCCGAAUUCUCAGUUGCGUCCUUUUGGUUCACUGGCACUCACGAGUGGUCACUAUUUUCAGAGACCGAUUUCAAAGGGAGCAAAAUCUGUCUCAAGCCAACUGGGCAAGUUUUUGCGCAGGGGUUUGGCUUCACUGGAAACAAAGCAUUGUCAAAUGCUUACGUCAUAAAAUCUGCUCGAUAUGGGUGCAAUGGUGGACUCGGACUCCGACACGAAUUUGCAUACCUUGUAUUAUGUUUUUUGUAUGCCUGUUUGGUUUCUAAUUAUUUGUAA
Molecule: messenger RNA, 750 nt
Organism: Folsomia candida
Lineage: Eukaryota; Metazoa; Arthropoda; Collembola; Entomobryomorpha; Isotomidae
Exons: 3
Coding region: 28-750 (240 amino acids)
Source: RefSeq, a predicted model, not a curated record